AUGCCACCAACCCGUACCGCCAAAAAGCCCAAAUCCUCCAAGCUCCCAACCCAGGCAUCGAGCAGCAGCACCGCCCGCCGCAAGAUUCACCGCGAAAACGUGCCAGACUCCGAGAUCCCUCGUUCCGGCACCGAAGACAUCGUCGCCUCGCAAGACGGCAUUGUCGAAGACGGUAGAGACGUGUCCGGCAUGGGGGGAGGUGGGGUCAGCGAGAAAGCGGUUGCAGAUGUCAUCGGCGAUGUCAUGGAAGCUCAAAAAAAACGCCACUCCGCCGCCCAAGCCAGCAUCCGCAAGACCUACGAGCGCUCCGUCGCCGAGACAAAAACGGCCAUCACCCACCUCUUUGACAAGUACGACGAGGAAGCCAACACAGCUCACGCAGCCCAAAUGGCCGAGCUCCAGCGCCUGAUCGGUCAGAAGCGCGAAAUCGAGGCCGCCAUGCAGAAGCGUGUUGCCAACCUGCAGCGAGCGUACGUGGUGCUGGCUACGGUGGUGGGCGGGGUGUAUCAGGCGAGGGUUGCGCAGUUGUGAUGGGUUGGGGACCGGAAAGAAGGGGAGGAGAGGAAGGAAAGGGAAGGGAAGGGCAGAGGAAAUGGGGGUAAAGUCGUGAAAUAAGGGAAGGGGAGUAAGUGAGUAGGAGUGACCCACCAGGUGACGGAUGGGAGCGACGAGACGAACAAAGAGGUAGCAAAUGGCUAGCCAGAGAGCUACACUACGUAUAUGUUCAGCAUCUCACGAUACAAAUCAAGGAAACAACGUUAAGGGGGGCGAGACAACCAAAGGCAUCCCCAAAUACAUCUCAACGCGGCAUCUGCGGC
Molecule: messenger RNA, 818 nt
Organism: Westerdykella ornata
Lineage: Eukaryota; Fungi; Ascomycota; Dothideomycetes; Pleosporales; Sporormiaceae
Exons: 3
Coding region: 1-531 (176 amino acids)
Source: RefSeq, a predicted model, not a curated record